AAGCUCAUUUUUCGUUAGACGUUCUCAGUGAAACAACAUGUCGAUUUUUACAGUAUUUUUGAUAACCAUGUCAGCUCUACUUCCGCUAACCCGUCAAGAGACUUUUUCGCCGGAAAAUUCGCAGGACGUUGCUCAAGAUUUUCUUUCCUUUGAAGGAAGUCUGAUUCACAUAAAAGAAAGUAAUAUAACAGCUGUAGCAUGCAACUGCGAAGACUUCCGUAUUUAUUUGAGGGAAAAAACCCGUUCCUCUACCUACCAUCCCGAAAGUAAACUUCAUGAAUGUUACAAAUAUGAAAUUGUAUCCACCCCCGAAAAGGUUCAAGUUGUCUGCAAUUUGACACUAGUGAAAAUAGCUGAUGGUCCUUUGGAUAGCGUAACCUUUAAAUGUGUCUCAAACGAUGCUUUUUGGAAAAUUUCGAAAGUGUGCAGAAACGGUUCCGAAACACACCCAUGCCAUGUCGAUUGCAUUCAUCCGGAUUGUAGAAAAAACGACGGUCAACUUGAUGUUAAUCCAGAUCACGUCACAAGAUCCCCUGCUCUAAAUAGGAAUAUAACGAAGAAUGAGGGACAACAUUCGGAGGCUAGUAGUAUAGUUUUUAUAAUCGUGGCCGUUCUGGUAGUACCACCAAUGAUCUACUGUGUUCGUAAAUACGUACAAUACAAAAUAGAAAGGCAAGAAAGAAAGAUACCCCAACCUUUUGAAGUAUAAACAUGAAAAUUUACUCCAACAAAAAUAAGUCGAAGGCUAUUUCUACGUCAAAUGGCGAGCCACCUGUUAAUUGUCGGAACAACUGGUAAAUUGGUGGCAUGUACUGGUUAUGGAAAAACCGAAACGUUAUUUAACGUUACAUAAUUUAUAAAUGAGUCUAAUAAUUUUAAAAUAGGAAGAACAGGAGGUGUUUGUAUAGUUUUUCUUUUGAAAUAAUCAGGAGAUAAAUUAACGAGAAUUUGUUGAAGAAGAAUUUAUAUUUCUUUAGUUAUAUUUUAUGUAUAUUUAAUUUUUUCCUUUACAAUAAAUUUAGUUGUGUUUUACAA
Molecule: messenger RNA, 1035 nt
Organism: Zophobas morio
Lineage: Eukaryota; Metazoa; Arthropoda; Insecta; Coleoptera; Tenebrionidae
Exons: 5
Coding region: 38-709 (223 amino acids)
Source: RefSeq, a predicted model, not a curated record